This is a messenger RNA of Oryctolagus cuniculus (rabbit), 347 nucleotides long. RefSeq names its product multifunctional methyltransferase subunit TRM112-like protein. The record is from RefSeq and is a predicted model, not a curated record. Gene Ontology annotation, molecular function: protein heterodimerization activity. Gene Ontology annotation, biological process: rRNA (guanine-N7)-methylation; peptidyl-glutamine methylation; tRNA methylation. Lineage: Eukaryota; Metazoa; Chordata; Mammalia; Lagomorpha; Leporidae.
ACCGAGGUGCACAUCAACCCUGUGGAGUUAAACCCCCCUUCGUGGCGUGGAUGAUCCCCAAAGUGGAGUGGGCGGCGCUCCUGGAGGCGGCCAACACCCUGCACCAGGCGGAGGUGCCCAAGGAGCAGGUUGAGGGCUACGAGUGCGACGAGGCAUUUCUGCACAAGAUGCACCAUGUGCUGCUGGAGGUGGAGGUGUUGGAGGGCACGCUGCAGUGCCCGGAAUCCGGACGGCUGUUCCCCAUCAGCCGCGGGAUCCCCAACAUGCUGCUGAGCGACGAGGAGACCGAGAGCUGACUGCCGCCCCCGCCCCGACCGCGCGUGGCUUCGCCGCCAUCCUCUGGGUAG